Messenger RNA from Drepanopeziza brunnea f. sp. 'multigermtubi' MB_m1, 1911 nucleotides. RefSeq lists its product as uncharacterized. NCBI's taxonomy places the organism in Eukaryota, Fungi, Ascomycota, Leotiomycetes, Helotiales, Drepanopezizaceae. Gene Ontology annotation, cellular component: nucleolus; small-subunit processome; nucleus. The record is from RefSeq and is a predicted model, not a curated record. Gene Ontology annotation, molecular function: protein binding. Gene Ontology annotation, biological process: maturation of SSU-rRNA from tricistronic rRNA transcript (SSU-rRNA, 5.8S rRNA, LSU-rRNA).
AUGAAGCUCACCAACUCCAACGACGUGCAGGUAUACACCAUAUCUGGUGCAUCUACUGCGAGACCUCUACCUGACUGGCUGGCUCGCCAGAGGAAGCGCAGCUUGAAAAAUGAUCCGGAGUACGCUAACCGAGUCGACCUUCUCCAGGAUUUUGAAUUCGAGGAAUCCAGCGCGUGUGUAAGAGUGAGCGAAGAUGGAGAAUGGGUGAUGAGUACGGGGACAUAUAAGCCGCAGAUCCAUGCUCACUAUCUACCAAAUCUUGCGCUUCAAUUUUCUCGCCAUACAACGACUUUAAAUCAUUCCUUCAUCCUCUUGUCCUCCGAUUAUUCGAAGUCCUUGCAUCUGCAGAUUGACAGAAGGCUCGAAUUUCACACUCCUGGCGGCUGCCACUAUCAGACCCGACUUCCAAGAUAUGGGCGCGACCUCAUAUACGACAGACAUUCGGCGGAGGCCUUGGUACCUGCGGUUGGUGUGAACGCUGAGGGUAGUGGAGAGGUAUACCGUCUAAAUCUUGAGGUUGGAAGAUACAUGAAACCUUACCAGGUGGAUGUAGGCGGUGACGACAUGACCACCUCUGGAGGUGGAGCAUUGCAAGGAGGAAUCCAUGUAGGGAGUGUCAAUGCUGCUGCGAUUGCAGAGGAUAGCCAUAAUCUGCUCGCCUUCGGGACCUCGAUCGGCACGGUGGAAUUUUGGGACCCUAGAUCUAAGGGGAAGGUUGGAAUUCUGGCUGGGCAAGGAGGAGCGGUCACCGCUCUUGACUUCAGUCGGACUGGUGAGUCUCUGGCGACAGGAAACUCAGAAGGUGUGGUCCAACUUUUCGACCUCCGGAAGCCAGUACCACUGCUACGGAAGGACCAAGGAUACGGAUACGCGAUCAAAACCCUCAUGCACAUGACAACAUCGUCCCGAGAGAAGAAGAUCCUUUCGGCCGACAAGCGGAUUAUCAAGCUGUGGGACGAGGCUGAUGGAAAGGCGUGGACUUCGGUUGAGCCAGCAGUCGACAUAAACUCAGUUGCAUGGUGCAAAGAUAGCGGUAUGAUCCUGACGGCCAAUGAAGGCAAACAGCAACACGCAUUCUUCAUUCCCCAACUUGGGCCAGCUCCGAAGUGGUGUAGCUUCUUGGACAACAUGGUCGAGGAGAUGGCAGAAGAAGCCCCGGCUGAGACCUACGAUAACUACAAAUUCUUGACUCUUCCUGAACUGAAGGCAAUCAACCUAGGCCAUCUUGUUGGAACGACAAACUUGUUACGCCCAUACAUGCAUGGAUACUUCAUUCAGUCUCGACUCUACGAGGAGGCUCGACUUAUUGCCAAUCCAUACAUCUUGGAGGAUGAGAGAAACAAAAGAAUCAAGGAGAAAGUCGAGAAAGAGAGAGCUACCAGAAUCAGAGGAAGUAAGAAGGUCAAGGUCAAUCAGAAUUUGGUCGAUAAGCUGCUCAAGAAGCAAGCACGCAGAGAGACGGUUGACGAGAGUAUGGGCGUUCUCGGAGAUAGUCGUUUCGGGAAAUUAUUCGAGGACGAUGAGUUUGCUGUCGAUGAAAGGAGCAGAGAAUUCCAGGCACUCAACCCUAGUACAAAGGUUGGCGCAGCGGCACCCGCGCCUGCUAGUAGCGAUGGCAGUAACAGAGACAGUGAGGAGGAAGAUCACAUCACCACGAAACCCAAGCCCGAGAUGCGUAUAUCCUCGUCUUCGUACAAGAAGUCUGGGCACCAGCGGCGUGACAAAGCUCUUGGCUCUCGGACACAAGGCACCGGUCGCAUUAGUAAGAAUAAGGGUGAUGUUGUUGGUGAGCGUUCCAUCACAUUUGCGCCCGCCGGAAAGAGAUUGAAGGAGGAAGCGGCACCAGCACGCAAUGAGAGACGCGAUAAAGGGAGGAGGUCUGCCAGUGGCAAUGUCUUCAGGAGGUUAUGA